Messenger RNA from Cicer arietinum (chickpea), 1167 nucleotides. The record is from RefSeq and is a predicted model, not a curated record. NCBI's taxonomy places the organism in Eukaryota, Viridiplantae, Streptophyta, Magnoliopsida, Fabales, Fabaceae.
AUGAGAGGUGCCUUUGGUCAAAUUAUUCGUAACAUCGUAGGUGACAGACGUGAUGGUGUAGAGAGAAUUCCACCAACAACAUCAAACAGACGACGCAACGAAGCAAAUCGUCCAAUUAGGCAGCGUCGUCGAAGACAACAGGAGGUCCAGGACGAUGAUGUUGACUCCACCGAGCAUGCACAUAUGGAGGAGGAUGUCCCUCAGCCGCCACAGAUGGAGCAGACCGCUGAUGAUAUUCCUGAUACUUCUGCACAUCCUGAUGCUGAUGAGUCAGAUGAUGCUGAUGAGUCGGAUGGUGCUGCUGACAUUGAUGAUCAGGAUCAGCAGACCGGAUUUCCCGGAGGACCGACGGUGACAUCUCUGUUGACACAGUACGAGCAUCACGUGGCUCAGAGGUUAUGGGAAGGAGAGGAUCGUGGAUCACUAAAGGUAAUUACUCACGGAUUGAAAUUGAAGAAGUUUGCGGAAGUUCCUAUGCCAGCUCCUGUAGAGCAUUGGAUUCAGGAAUCUGGGCUGAUGCAUCUAUCUUCAGGCUACCUCACAAUGGCUGAUGCUGGUUUGAUAUCCGCAUUUGUUGAAAGAUGGCACAGAGAGACCAGCUCAUUUCAUCUGUCAUUUAGAGAGAUGACUAUCACCUUAGACGAUGUCGCGACUCUCCUUCACAUCUCACCGCAUGGUAAAUUUUUUUAUGCACCUUUGAAUAUGAAUACUAAUAAUGCUGCAAGAGCUGCACAUGAGUACUUAGGUGCAACAUGGGAGGAAGCAUGUGCUGAGAUUAGUUAUAACAAAUGUGUCCAAUAUAGAUUGCAAUGGUUGCGUGAUUUGUAUAGCCGUCUCAUUCAAACUAACCAGUUUGAGUGUGCGGCUAGAACGUAUCUGUUGCAUUUAGUUGGCUGCACUAUUUUCGCCGAUAAAACACAUACGCGUGUUGAGGUGAAAUACAUUACUCUUUUUAUUGAUUUACAUCGUUGUCGAGACUACUCGUGGGCUUCCGCGGCAUUGGUUUUCCUUUAUGACAACUUGGGAGAUGGAGCUGUCCACGACACUCGACAUAUGGGAGGUUACAUAAGCCUACUACAGUGUUGGAUUUACGAGCACUUCCCUAGGAUUUGUAAGCGGGGUGAUAGAGGAGCGAUUCCUGCGCAUCUUCCAAGAGCAUGUAGGUGA